AUACAACAUAACGGGAUAGAAAACACUUCAGAAAGUUGCAUCUGGGAUAAAUAUAGUGCUGAGCGUUCUGCCCGGCUUCUGUCACGACAGGCCUGUAUAUGCUAUGUAGUUACGACACAUCAGUCGGUUCGGCCACCGAUUGGACCACAGACGCUCAUCUAGGGUCAUCUGAUAUUUGCCCCAGCCCCGGUGAGCGGUGAGAUCAUUGUGUUGUUCACUGACUGUCAACACGACACGCUUGUCACGGUGGUAGAUAGAUGGAUAACACGCUGGUGGCUGGACUACACGUUAGAUAGGGCGAGCUCAGGCAAUCAGCAUAGCUCAAUGUGACGUAAAGUAACAGCGAUGGCUUUCCGCUCGUCCCAAGGUCUGGUGCAAAGCGUGGUCAUCCCGGCAUUGAUUGCUGUUUGGUCCACCGACAUCGUCUACGGAGAUAAUGGCGACACUGGGUUGCACAACUUCACACAGCGCGCGGAUGCAUCUGUGUUUACGGGGCCCUUUGAGUUCCUGCAUAUAGCCGACGCUGACAGCCCUGGUCACGCGUUGCUGACGGGCCUUGCACUGACGUGUGCCAUGUUGCUGGGCAUGGCCCUGAUGGUGGUGCUGUUCUUUGUGGUGCUGCCCCGCUGUAGCAGGGGGAAUGGAGGCAGCCAGUACGGUCUUCUGUAUAAUGACAACAUAACCUCAUCCGUGAACUCCAUCAGUGUGAAGACAGUUUGACGAGCACCUGACAAACAUUGCGCCAUUAACUAUGCAGGAUAUGCACGCUCUCUCCUGCAGACACUUGAAAUAUUCCAACUGUUAAUAUGUUUAUCGUUCAACAUUCAAUCAUAGUCCUGAGCCACUCCGUUAAGAGGCGGGAUGCACGGAUCACACCUGACAGUAUUUUGAUAUCAAAUCUAUGCUGAAAGCACUUUCGAACUUAUAAUGAGUGUGUAUAAUUUUUUCUUAUUACAAGACACAAGGGUGAUAUGUUGUUUAACCAUCGACAAUCAUUUAACCAUAUUAUUUCAGUCAGUGAACAAUAACAACCAGUAACCUCAGAGUGUAAAAGCACAAUCAAAGCUUAAGAGAGACCAGUGAUAACAUUUGAUUGUGAUGUCAUUGACACGAUGACCUGCAUUGCAUUUCAAACCGAAACGAUAUCUACUGUAGAAUCAAGUUUGGAAUGACAAGGACCAGUCUUUAUAUCCUAUGACUAUUGUAGGCAUUGAUAAGGUACCUUGAGACUUCAAGAUGAUAUGUACACUUACAUUUUUUAAUAGUAAUUGUAUUAAUGCAUGUAGUAUAUUUAUGCUAUAACUAGUUUCAUGUGACACGUAUCUGAUAAAUCUGUGGUUGAUAGAUUACAUGUAUCUUGGAAUGUUCUGGAGUGCCAAGGUGCUCUUAACCCCAUACCCGUUGGUACCCUUGCACCGUGUACGACAGCUUUCUACUCAUGGGCGCCAGUCCCUGUCGUUCAUACGCGGUAUAAACUGUUUAAGCCUUAUUUUGUCCUGCCAUUCUCAGGUAUUACCUGUUCUAUUCUCAUACAUUUCCUUGGCAAUAUACUCAGCGCCAACACAUGUAGUCCGUGCCCGUUUCUGUUUCUGUUAAGAAAGGUUGUGUGUCACCAUUCCGUCUUGUGUUCCUGGUUCAGACAGUGAUGACUCAAUACGCCGCAUGGUAUUUGAGAGAUCGAGAGCAGUACAGAAUAAUGUAAUGAACGCCUGGCACGUUCGCCUAUCACGUGACAGCACGGUUGUAUGUUUGACAGCUACUCGUAAAUAUUAUUUUCAAUAUGUUGUAAGCAUGGCGAAAAUGUUUUCAUUAUACGGUUUAUGUUAUACUUACACGAAAUAAACACUUAUUGCAAUUGUAUCAUCA
Haliotis rubra (blacklip abalone) is the source of this 1866-nucleotide messenger RNA. RefSeq lists its product as uncharacterized. The record is from RefSeq and is a predicted model, not a curated record. The transcript has 4 exons. The coding region runs from base 346 to 720 and encodes 124 amino acids. Lineage: Eukaryota; Metazoa; Mollusca; Gastropoda; Lepetellida; Haliotidae.